Molecule: messenger RNA, 576 nt
Organism: Cooperia oncophora
Lineage: Eukaryota; Metazoa; Nematoda; Chromadorea; Rhabditida; Trichostrongylidae
Source: the annotation of a GenBank genome assembly
AUGUCUCGAAGUGGUCGAGCUAAUUCGGUGUCGGCGCCCUUGUCGCCGGACCUUAUCGCAUUUCUUCGUGAGUCCAUGGAAAAGGACCUCUUGUAUGAUCCACCCUAUGUAUUCGUGAUAUUCGGUGCAUCUGGUGAUCUCGCUAAGAAGAAAAUUUAUCCGACGCUGUGGUGGCUAUAUCGCGAUUCUCUCCUGCCGUUGAACAUAACCAUUGUCGGCUAUGCUCGUUCGGAUCUGACUAUGGAGAAGCUGAGGGAAUCGUUUGAGAAAGCUUGCAAGGUACACGACAAUGAAAAGAAGAAGUUCGAGGAAUUUAUGAGCAAAUGUGCAUAUAUGAAGGGCAAGUACGAUGAGCCAGAAGGAUUCGAGAAACUGGCCAGUUUUGUUGAUGAAAUUCAAAAGAAGAGUAAUGAUCAACCGGUCAAUCGACUGUACUAUCCUUGCGUUGCCACCAACUGUUUUCGAGGUCGUGACGUCCGAACUGAACCAACAUUGCAUGGAUCAUGGGAUCAACUUUACCGGAUAGACCAUUAUCUUGGCAAAGAGAUGGUGCAGAACUUGAUGGUACUAAGGUAA